UAGCCGAGGGGGCGGGGCCCCGAGGGCGGCGUUGGCGGAGGCUGGAGCGGCGGCCCCGGUGGCUGGACUGGGGACAGCUGCUAUAGCCCGGAGCCCCAUGGUUCGGAGCCGCGGCCAGGCCGCAGGAGAAGCUCGAUCCCCGGGUCAGCCCGGCUGACCGUGCGGGCCCGCGCAGCCCGGAGCCGCCGGCGCCCGUCGGGUCCCGCCGGGGGGCGCGGGCCGGUCCGCCAUGGGGUCCCUGUUCCGGAGCGAGACCAUGUGCCUGGCGCAACUCUUUCUGCAGUCCGGCACGGCCUACGAGUGCCUCAGCGUCCUGGGCGAGAAGGGCCUGGUCGAGUUCCGAGACCUCAACCAGAAUGUAAGUUCUUUCCAAAGAAAAUUUGUUGGUGAGGUGAAGCGAUGUGAAGAACUGGAGCGAAUAUUGGCAUACUUGGUGCAGGAAAUCAAUAGAGCGGAUAUUCCCCUCCCUGAGGGGGACACCAGUCCUCCGGCACCACCUCUGAAACAAGUGCUGGAAAUGCAGGAGCAGUUGCAGAAGCUGGAGGUUGAGCUGAGAGAGGUCACUAAGAACAAGGAGAAGCUGAGGAAGAACCUGCUGGAGCUAAUUGAGUACACCCACAUGCUGCGAGUGACCAAGACCUUCGUCAAGCGCAACGUGGAGUUCGAACCCACUUACGAAGAAUUCCCUCCCUUGGAGAACGAGUCUUUGUUGGACUACAGCUGCAUGCAGAGGCUGGGAGCGAAACUGGGAUUUGUAUCUGGCCUAAUUAACCAAGGAAAAGUUGAAGCAUUUGAAAAAAUGUUGUGGAGGGUCUGCAAAGGGUACACCAUCGUGACCUAUGCAGAGCUGGAUGAGCCCCUAGAAGACCCUGAAACCGGAGAAGUCAUAAAAUGGUAUGUGUUUUUGAUAUCCUUUUGGGGAGAGCAGAUUGGCCACAAGGUUAAGAAGAUAUGUGAUUGUUACCACUGCCACGUUUACCCCUACCCGAACACAGCCGAGGAGCGCAGAGAGAUCCAGGAGGGACUGAAUACCCGGAUUCAAGAUCUUUACACCGUGCUUCACAAGACCGAGGACUAUUUAAGGCAAGUGCUGUGUAAAGCCGCCGAGUCAGUCUACAGCCGCGUGAUCCAGGUGAAGAAGAUGAAAGCCAUUUACCACAUGCUGAACAUGUGCAGCUUCGACGUGACCAACAAGUGCCUCAUCGCUGAGGUCUGGUGUCCUGAGGCUGAUUUGCAUGAGCUGCGAAGGGCGCUGGAGGAGGGCUCGAGAGAGAGCGGUGGUACGAUCCCCUCAUUCAUGAACACAAUCCCAACAAAAGAAACUCCCCCAACUCUGAUCCGUACCAACAAAUUCACCGAGGGGUUUCAGAACAUCGUGGAUGCCUACGGGGUCGGGAGCUACCAAGAGGUGAACCCAGCUCUCUUCACCAUCAUCACUUUCCCCUUUUUAUUUGCCGUGAUGUUUGGAGACUUUGGACAUGGUUUUGUGAUGUUCUUAUUUGCCCUCCUGUUGGUGUUAAACGAAAAUCAUCCCAGACUAAAUCAGUCACAAGAGAUCAUGCGGAUGUUCUUCAAUGGUCGCUAUAUCCUCCUGCUGAUGGGGCUGUUCUCAGUGUACACGGGCCUCAUCUACAACGACUGCUUUUCCAAGUCAGUCAACCUCUUCGGCUCCAGGUGGAACGUGUCUGCCAUGUACAGCUCCAGUCACAGCCCAGAGGAGCAGAGGAAGAUGGUGCUUUGGAACGACAGCGUCGUCAGGCACCACAGCGUGCUGCAGUUGGAUCCCAGUGUGCCCGGGGUGUUCCGCGGCCCUUACCCUUUCGGCAUUGAUCCCAUUUGGAACUUGGCCACCAAUCGUCUCACUUUUCUAAACUCUUUCAAAAUGAAGAUGUCUGUGAUUUUAGGGAUUACUCACAUGACUUUUGGAGUCAUUCUGGGAAUAUUUAACCACUUGCAUUUCAGGAAGAAGUUCAAUAUUUGUCUGGUUUCCAUACCAGAACUGCUCUUCAUGCUCUGCAUCUUUGGAUACCUUAUAUUUAUGAUCAUCUAUAAGUGGCUGGUUUAUUCAGCUGAAACCUCCAGAACUGCUCCUAGCAUUCUGAUUGAAUUUAUUAGCAUGUUUUUGUUCCUGGCUAGUGACACAGGUGGUCUUUACCCAGGGCAGGAGCAUGUCCAGAGGCUGCUGCUGCUCAUCACCGUGUUGUCAGUCCCCGUGCUUUUCUUGGGAAAACCACUCUUUCUGCUGUGGCUGCACAGGGGGCACAAUUGUUUUGGGGUCAGCAGGAGUGGCUACACACUUGUAAGGAAAGAUAGCGAGGAAGAAGUUUCUUUGCUGGGAGGCCAAGACAUAGAAGAGGGGAACAACCAAAUGGAAGAUGGAUGUAGAGAAGUGACGUGUGAAGAGUUUGAUUUUGGAGAAAUAUUAAUGACCCAAAUAAUCCAUUCCAUCGAGUACUGUCUGGGAUGCAUCUCUAACACUGCUUCGUACCUGAGGCUCUGGGCACUCAGUUUGGCUCACGCACAGCUGUCUGAGGUCCUGUGGGCCAUGCUGAUGCACGUCGGCCUCCGGGUAGACACAGCCUACGGGGUCUUGGUGCUGCUCCCAGUGAUCGCUUUCUUUGCAGUAUUGACGAUUUUCAUCCUUUUGAUCAUGGAAGGGCUUUCUGCAUUUCUUCACGCCAUCCGCCUCCACUGGGUAGAAUUUCAGAACAAAUUCUACGUUGGUGCAGGCACCAAAUUUGUUCCUUUUUCAUUCAGAUUACUUUCUUCGAAGUUCAGUGAUGACCUGGCGUGAUCAUAUUGAAGUAUCCAACAAGCUUUCAGAUUUAUGGAGAAUUAUCAUGUUGUAGAAUUCCUUAUGUUAAAUUGAUGAUAGGAAAAAUUCCAACUUCAUUAAUUGCCUUAUGAGACAGCCAAAUCUAUAAGAUAUACCUCUUCCUCAUAUGUUAAGUAUUUUGUAAACUUUCUCAAUUUCAGAUAUAUAAAUUUCUUUCCAUUUUUAUGAUGAGCAAAUGUAAGUUCAUGCAAAAGUUAUGGUUGUUUUAAAAAUACAGGCGUGGGAGAGAGAAGCCAAUUUUGAAUGGUGAAUUGAACAUAGUCUUAGAUAUUUGAUUCCUUUUCAUUUUAUUAAAAAAAAAAAAAAAAAAAGCCAGAGUUAUUCUGUCACCUGAAGUUGUCAGAUAAUAUUUUCCAACAGCUGAAGCUAAGUAGUUUUAAAAAAAUUUAAUGAUGGAUAAUUAGAAGGUUCCCAUUUAUUAUAUUUUGCUUAAUUAAAAGUAUGCAAACUUUCUCAUUGUAUGCUAUCUAGAAUUACAAGUAGAAUUAUUUGUAUAGUUUUGUCUUGUUUUAAUAAUUGGAGAAAAUGGGAUAAAAUAACAUGCAACACAAUGGUUAUCCCACUUGUAUAUUUUUUUAAAGACUUUUAUCCUGUUAUCCUUACAUAAAACCAAUUAUGAUAAUUGUAUAUUUGAGAAGAUAAACUGUGUACUGAGCCUUAAAAUCCAGUGUGACUUUAGAAGACAUAAUAUGGAUAUGAUUUGAAUUUAAUUGGCUGAUGUUCCUGAACCAAAAAGGGUUUAUACUGAGUGAAGAAGGAAAGGUGAAAAGUAGUAUUUUGUAUAUUUUUAUAAUAAAAUAUAAAUUAAGAUAUUUUACCAUGAAGAGGUUGCACCUGUCCUUGAGAACAGUAUAAUUAUAAUGUUCCACUUUCAGACUAAUUCUAAACAAAUGUCUGAUAAAGGCACUUAGAGUUAAACUUUUUACUACUAAGAUCAGUGGAAAACCAAUUCUUACUAAGCCAUUGUGUAUAAUCUUCAGUUUAAAUUCAUCUUUUCACUUGACAUUUGAGUCAGUCCAGUUGAACAUUUUGAUCUGUCCUGUAUUUUUAUGUUAUGUUCAUUUUUCAUAUUUUACUGUAACGGGUUUUAGAUAUUUAUUUUCAAAAAGAAACCUGCAGUGUUUUCCCUUUCUUAACAUUUUGAGUAAUUCACAUGAAGAGACCUGCUUGUCUCCUUCACCCUUGCUGCUAGGAGAGAGUUUGGGACUUUCAUUACAAGCUAAGAUCAUGGUGGCCCUGAAUUUAAGUGUAUCUUUUCAGGUGAUUUCAAGGCCUGUUUGCUGAGGGGCAUGAACCGAACAUCAUGACGUAACUGUGACUCUAACAUUAAACCUUUUUAAUUGUAGUCAAGAUGCCAUGCUACUCCUCCAUGAGAUGUUGUCCCUUAUCUUAAAAUAUCAAACAAAAUGAUGCUGAUGAAACUUAAAAAUGAUUCUUCUCUCAAUGUUAAGUUUCCCCAGAAAGAUAUAAGGUUGGACACUUCUGGUGGGUGAAUACAAAAUGUGGUUAAUGCCUUGCAGGCUCGGACUUGUCCCUCACAGGUUCUUAUUUUUAUUAUUUUACUCCAAGGGUUUAUUGUAAUAAGAUAACUAAUUCAUUUUUAGGAAACCAACAAUUUCAGGGCACUGUUAACUGACUAGUAAACAGGAAACCUACAGGAUCUGCCAGAAUUCUUUUCCACCCCCCACUGGCAGUUGUCAGGGGGACCACUUUACCUUUAUCAGGGCAUAGAACAGAGUGAAGAGUCACUUUUCAGUUGAAACCUAUGUAGUAGUUCUGUAGAAUGUAAUGGUAUUAUUAAACACAAAUUGUUAGUUCUAAUUUUUGUGAAAGAACUCUCAAGAAUUAAGAGUUUGAUGACAUCUUGUAGGCUUCAGGGUAAAUUUUCUUUCUUUAUAUAGUUACUGGUUCUAUCAUGUUACUAGAGCUGUUGCUCUGUUUUGUUUGCAAGUGAUUUGGUAGAAGUAUUAUGUAUACGGUUGUUAAGAUGUAACUUCGUUCCUGUGAUAGCAAACUUCCAGAGGAAAAACAGUCAAUUGUCUGGAUGAUGCCAAGUAUCUGUUUAUUUCGCUAACUCGAAAUGUCACUACUGCCACAUUCUCCACUUUCCAUUCAGCUGUUCAUUGUAAAAUAAAAAUCCAAGGGAUUUCUUCAGUAAAAUAGAGGUUGAUUUUGCCCUGCAAGGAUGAAGAGGGUCCUUGCAGUGGUGUGAUUGUGCUGAAUCAAGAAGUGCAAAGAGGGUUUGUUGGAGGUCAUGCUGAGCCUUGGACUGGCCAUUCAUCAUGAGUAGGACUUUGAGGGGACUCACCUUUCACUGAAAGCUCCUCAGUCCUCAUUUAUGGAAUGAGUAUUUUAUAACAACACUCUGAUCUCAGUUUUCAUUCUGCAGUAGUUUAAUAAGGCAUAGAUUGUGUAUAGCAUUAAGUAACUUUUAUGUCUACGAAUUAAAAAUUCAGACACUUUCGGGCCUGAUUCAUUUUGGAAAAGAAAUAACAACAUCAGCUGUUCCUCAGCCUGCAUUUACAAACAACCUUAUUAAAUUUAAAGCCAGGUUUGCUUGCAUGCCAUCUGGUGUAUCUUCAGCAAGAAAUCUUACUUCAAGAUGAUGAAAAUAAGACAGUUUGGAGUGAAAAUUUUUCAACACCCAGGCUGAACUUUGGUUUAGAAUUUUAAUACUUAGAACAUUCCACUUGUUCCUUGAUGGGAAAAUCCAGUAAGAAGGCUGGAUUCAGCCCAAUUCUGAAUCUAGGGGCUCAAUUCUGUGAGGGGAAAGGACUGAACAAGUUAAAAGAUCCACAAAUGCAUGAAAGGACACAUUUGCAUCUUCCUGUCAGUAUUCAGCUUCCCUUUACUAAUGAAAAAUAAAUAUAUCUAUUUUUGA
Bubalus bubalis (water buffalo) is the source of this 5717-nucleotide messenger RNA. It is a transcript of the gene ATP6V0A2, whose product is annotated as ATPase H+ transporting V0 subunit a2. Gene Ontology annotation, biological process: vacuolar acidification; proton transmembrane transport. The record is from RefSeq and is a predicted model, not a curated record. The transcript is spliced from 20 exons. Bases 230 to 2794 code for a protein of 854 amino acids. Gene Ontology annotation, molecular function: proton-transporting ATPase activity, rotational mechanism; ATPase binding. Gene Ontology annotation, cellular component: vacuolar proton-transporting V-type ATPase complex; plasma membrane; vacuolar proton-transporting V-type ATPase, V0 domain. NCBI's taxonomy places the organism in Eukaryota, Metazoa, Chordata, Mammalia, Artiodactyla, Bovidae.